Messenger RNA from Anopheles coustani, 522 nucleotides. RefSeq lists its product as uncharacterized. The coding region runs from base 22 to 375 and encodes 117 amino acids. Lineage: Eukaryota; Metazoa; Arthropoda; Insecta; Diptera; Culicidae. The record is from RefSeq and is a predicted model, not a curated record. The transcript is spliced from 2 exons.
ACAGCGGCCCGACUCGAGAACAUGCCACCGGCAGCCGGUUCUGGCGCGCGCAAGGGACAGGCGGCGGCAGGGACUCGCCGCGGUGGACGGCUCGACGGUGCUGGUCAGCAGCGGAAGGGCGGCCCGGCAAGGGGGGACGGCCCGCAGGCAGGCGGUGGCCAACGAGCGCUGCAGGACCCGGACGCGGAGGACACGAAUGCCGGAUUUGGCAAAUACUUGAGAUCGGAGGAAGGUAUCGAAAUGAUGAAGCUGUUCGUAAUCGCCAACACGGUCGUGGUUUUUAUGACGAUAGCCUGGCCGCAGAUGCAGCAAUCCUACCAAAUUCUGCGCUCGCUCAUCUUCGCCGAGGACGACGACGCUGAGGACGAGCUGUAGAGCGCGCUCUGUGGGUGUGAAUGUUUUUCGUAGUGCGGUGUUAAGCGAAACCUGGAAACCAAAACCGUUUGGGGUCAAGUGAAGCGCAAAAGACAUUACCGGGGACGAUAGUUAGUGGAUUUUGAUACACAUAACACAUUAGAACUA